CCCUCUCCUUCGCCGUCCCCUCCUCGCGCCGGCGGAUCCCGGCGGCGGCGGCGGCAGCGGCAGCGGCGGCGCCUGCGGGCUGUGGAACUUGAGAAUUUCGUGGCCAACACGUUGCUGCUGAAAGCUCGCCAAGGAGGAUAUGGCAAAAAAAGUGGUCGUAGUAAAAAAUGGAGGGAAAUGCUGAAGCUGCCCCCUGUCAGCCAGUGCAGCGAGCUUAGACAUUUCAUUGAAAAGGAUUAUAGCAGUCUUUGUGACAAGCAACCAAUAGGAAGGCUUCUCUUCAGGAAAUUCUGUGAUAUACAGCAAGAUCUAAAGGGAUGCAUUGAAUUCCUGGAUGCAGUGGCAGAAUACGAAGUGGCCGCUGACGAGGACCGCAGAAGCUGUGGACUGCAAAUCCUACACAUGUUCUUCGAUGCCGAGGCAGCACCCCCUUUACCAGAAAUACCUGCCCGUGUUUUGAGAGAAUGUCAGUUGAAACUGAAGCAGAACCCCGGCAAGGAUGUCUUCGAGGAAUGCACAAGAAUUGUCCAUAACUACUUAAGUGGAGAACCAUUUGAAGCAUACAAAGAAAGCUCAUAUUUUUCUCGCUUUCUACAGUGGAAAUGGUUGGAAAGGCAACCAGUAACAAAGGACACAUUUAGACAUUACAGAGUUCUAGGAAAAGGCGGAUUUGGUGAGGUUUGUGCCUGUCAAGUGCGAGCUACAGGAAAGAUGUAUGCAUGUAAGAAGCUAGAGAAAAAAAGAAUAAAGAGGAGGAAAGGUGAAGCCAUGGCUCUCAAUGAAAAGAGAAUCCUAGAAAAAGUGCAUAGCAGAUUUGUAGUUAGUUUGUGCUACACUUACGAAACCAGAGAUUUCUUGUGCUUGGUGCUAACCAUUAUGAAUGGAGGGGACUUGAAGUUUCACAUCCACAACUUGGGCAAGCCUGGCUUUGAGGAGGAGAGAGCUAUUUUCUAUGCCGCCGAGCUGUGCUGUGGUUUGGAGGAUUUGCAGAGGGAAAGAAUUGUGUACAGAGACUUAAAGCCUGAGAAUAUCCUCCUCGAUGACCGCGGGCACAUCCGGAUCUCAGACCUGGGUUUGGCCAUGGAGAUCCCGGAAGGGGAGACCAUCCGAGGAAGAGUGGGGACUGUCGGCUACAUGGCUCCUGAAGUUAUCAAUAAUGAACACUAUACAUUUAGUCCUGAUUGGUGGGGACUUGGCUGUCUGAUGUAUGAAAUGAUUGAGGGACAUUCUCCAUUCAGAAAAUUCAAAGAGAAAGUCAAGCGAGAGGAGGUGGACCGAAGAGUGAGGAAGGACACCGAGCAGUAUUCGGAGAAGUUUUCGGAGGAUGCCAAGUCCUUCUGCAAGAUGUUACUCACCAAGAAUCCCAAACAACGGCUGGGCAGCAAAGCAGGAGCAGUGGAAGUGAAGGCUCACCCUGUGUUUAAGGACAUUAACUUCAAGAGGCUGGAAGCAAAUAUGUUAGAGCCACCAUUCUGUCCUGAUCCGCAGGCCAUUUACUGUAAGGACGUCGUGGAUAUCGAGCAGUUCUCCACGGUGAGAGGCGUCUACCUGGACACUGCUGACGACACUUUCUACAGUCAGUUUGCUACGGGCUGUGUCUCCAUCCCCUGGCAGAACGAGAUGAUCGAAUCGGGUUGUUUUAAGGACAUCAAUGAUGCGGAGCCUGAAGAAAAUAUGGUGUUGAAUGUAGAAGAGAAAACACGAUACCUGGUUUCCAAAACGAAGAGAAGCUUCUUCUACAGACUCUUCAGGAGAGGGGGCUGCAUUAGCAGUGGCCCCAGUGAGAAGGAAGAGCUGCCCACCAGUCUGUGACCACAGCCUCAGAGUCUGACCCCGUGCCGAGGAGCCCACACUCAGCGUUCUGUCCUGUCUGGAGCCGCAAUAAAUACGUGUCACAGCCUAA
Molecule: messenger RNA, 1903 nt
Organism: Neogale vison (American mink)
Lineage: Eukaryota; Metazoa; Chordata; Mammalia; Carnivora; Mustelidae
Gene: GRK4
Product: G protein-coupled receptor kinase 4
Exons: 16
Coding region: 178-1812 (544 amino acids)
Biological process (GO): signal transduction; protein phosphorylation; regulation of signal transduction
Cellular component (GO): cytoplasm
Molecular function (GO): G protein-coupled receptor kinase activity; ATP binding
Source: RefSeq, a predicted model, not a curated record